Macadamia integrifolia is the source of this 2002-nucleotide messenger RNA. RefSeq names its product probable protein phosphatase 2C 34. NCBI's taxonomy places the organism in Eukaryota, Viridiplantae, Streptophyta, Magnoliopsida, Proteales, Proteaceae. The coding region runs from base 334 to 1446 and encodes 370 amino acids. Gene Ontology annotation, molecular function: protein serine/threonine phosphatase activity. Gene Ontology annotation, biological process: protein dephosphorylation. The record is from RefSeq and is a predicted model, not a curated record. The transcript is spliced from 8 exons.
UUCAGAUUAGCUAAACGUACACUCUGGUCAGUGCUGUGCUGUACAAACGACGGAAGGUUUGUUCCCUUAUUCUCUCUUCUCCGGAGUUAAAGAAUGGACUGGAAGCGAUUCAAGACUUUUGCGUCUCCUUCAUAUCUCAGUCUGACUCGCCGGAGUUUCUUUGGAUUCCGGCCAAGACAACUAGCCUUUCGCCAGUUCCGUCAGUUUCCGGCUCUUUAACUUCCAAGUCCUCAAACGUAAUCCCCUGUGAAACGAGAUCCUGUACUUUUGGAGAUGGAUCGGCUCAUUCUGCUAGUGAACAUUGUUUGUGCUUGAGCUUGAGUUGUAGUGGCAAUGGGGCAUCUGUCGUCUCUUUUCAAUGGAUGGGCGAGAUCUUUUUCCGUCAGAAAGGGGAAGAAUUGUGGGAUUGACGUUGGAAGGGAAGCUGUUGAAGAAAUGGCGAAAGAAGCAACUAAGAACGAUUUGAUAUUGCGUUCUCCAGGGAUUGUUAAUGUUGAUGGUUCAAACAAUUUUGCCUCUGUUUUCUCCAAGAGAGGAAACAAAGGAGUGAACCAAGACUGUUUAAUUGUGUGGGAGGAAUUUGGAUGCCAAGAAGACAUGAUCUUUUGCGGGGUUUUUGAUGGGCAUGGUCCAUGGGGCCACUAUAUAGCAAAAAAAGUCAGGGAAUCGAUGCCGUCAUCUCUACUUUGCAAUUGGCAGGACAUCGUUGCUCUAACUUCCCUUGACCCUGAUUUUGACAUAGGAUCGGAUAAGAAACUUCAUAAAUUUGAUAUUUGGAAGGAAUCCUACAUAAAAACUUGUGCAUCCAUUGAUCAGGAGCUUGAACGGCAUCGUAGGAUUGAUUCCUACAAUAGUGGUACAACCGCGUUGACAAUUGUGAGACAGGGUGAAGAAAUUGUUAUAGCGAAUGUUGGGGACUCUCGUGCUGUGUUGGCUACCACUUCUGAUGAUGGAAGCUUGGUACCAGUUCAACUUUCCAUCGACUUCAAGCCAAAUUUACCUCAGGAGGCUGAGAGGAUAGCACAAUGCCAAGGGCGGGUGUUCUGUUUAAAGGAUGAACCUGGGUUGCACAGGGUCUGGCUGCCACAUGAGGAAACACCAGGUCUGGCAAUGUCUAGAGCAUUUGGAGACUAUUGUGUAAAGAACUACGGAGUUAUUUCUGUCCCUGAAGUCACACAAAGGAAUAUAACCAGCAGAGACCAAUUUGUUGUGCUGGCAACAGAUGGGGUGUGGGAUGUCAUCUCCAACCAAGAAGCAGUGCAGAUUGUUUCAUCAGCUCCAGAAAGAGCUAAAUCAGCAAAACGGCUGGUUGAAUGCGCAGUACGUGCAUGGAAAUGUAAGAGACGUGGAAUUGCAAUGGAUGACAUUUCAGCCAUUUGUCUUUUUCUCCACUCUUCCUCAUCCCAUCAGCCGGUCGAGCCCAUAUCCCAGCAGGAAACAGCCUGAAAAUGAACAAGAAUACCAUGUUCUCUUUCAAGUUUGCCUCUCUGUUUCACCAGCUAGCCAGUGUGGAUACCUCUGUAGCCCAAGGUCAAGAGACAACCAAGUCCUUCGCAACAAAGCAAGCAGUGAAGAGCCUACUGCCCCCAACUUAAGAGAGGAAAAGAAUUUCUCUUACAAUCCCAAUCAGCCUUUUCUUCCAUUUGAUUGGGUCCACAGGCAAACCCCUGAGUGCUUUGUUGUUGAGGAUUGGUCUAGCCAAGGACUUUAAAAAGCUAGCUCAGGGUGAAACGAUGGAAAUGCAAUCUCAAAAUUACUCCAAAUAAGCAAUAUUCGGCAGAACCUCAAGGUGCCCACAGAGAGGCCAUAACAACACAAGUAGUUAUCUCUAAAUUUCAAUGUGGACUGAUUUUGAAAAAUAUAUGCAUUUAUUUAUUGCUAAUAUUAGUAUUUCAGAAUGACAAAUGAUUGAUUGUGUUAAUGGAAUCAUGGUGACUGAACUUUUGUAAUUGUGUAAUUUCCUUAAAACUCUUCCCAUUUUUUGUAAUUAUACUUUUCAAAU